CAGAAACCACCGAGUUUUACAGGACAGAGAAACGACAGAUUGCGGAAGGCCCUCUCCCAGGCUGCACUAAACUCAAGCCUCUAUCCUGCGGAUUCUGCGCUCCCUUUCCGAAGACAGAGGGGUCCAGCAAGACACACCGGCACGCAUUCAGAAGCACUUCCCGAGACGGGCGUCUAAGCAAAAGGAGCAGGACGACUAUGGCGGCUCAGCCGUGGGGCGGAGACUGCAGAGGAUUCGUUCUGCUCUCCAUCCUCCUGGGGACCCUGUGGGAAGCCUGGGCAGGACGCAUUCUCUACUCAGUGUCCGAGGAGACGGACAAAGGGUCCUUUGUGGGUGACAUCGCCAAGGACCUGGGGCUGGAGCCCCGGGAGCUUGCGGAGCGCGGAGUCCGCAUCGUCUCCAGAGGUAAGACGCAGCUUUUCGCCCUGAACCCGCGCAGCGGUAGCUUGGUCACUGCGGGCAGGAUAGACCGGGAGGAGCUCUGCGCUCAGAGCCCGCGAUGUCUGGUGAACUUUAACAUCCUGAUGGAAGAUAAAAUGAAUCUUUACCCUAUAGAUGUGGAAAUAAUAGAUAUUAACGACAACGUUCCAAGAUUCUUGACGGAAGAAAUAAAUGUAAAAAUAAUGGAGACUGCAGCUCCUGGGGUUCGAUUUCCGUUAAGUGAGGCUGGGGAUCCAGAUGUGGGCACGAACUCCCUCCAGAGCUACCAGCUCAGCCCCAAUCGCCACUUCUCCCUGGCUGUGCAAAGUGGAGACGACGGAACUAAGUACCCAGAACUGGUACUGGAGCGGGUGCUGGACCGGGAGGAAGAGAGGGUUCACCACCUGGUCCUCACAGCCUCUGACGGCGGCGACCCGCCCCUAUCCAGCACCGCCCGCAUCCAGGUAACAGUGGUGGAUGUGAAUGACCACGCACCUGUCUUCUCUCUGCCUCAGUACCAAGUAACUGUCCCCGAGAAUGUGCCAGUGGGCACAAGACUGCUCACAAUACAUGCUAUCGACCUGGACGAGGGAGUCAAUGGGGAAGUGACAUAUUCCUUUCGGAAAAUAACACCUAAACUUCAAAAGAUGUUCCAUCUAAACUCACUUACUGGAGAAUUAUCAACUUUAGAAGGAUUAGAUUAUGAAGAAACUGCCUUCUAUGAAAUGGAAGUUCAGGCUCAAGAUGGUCCUGGUAGUCUGACAAAGGCGAAAGUACUGAUCACAGUUUUAGACAUGAAUGAUAAUGCUCCAGAAGUGACUGUGACGUCUUUAAGUAGCUCAAUCCCUGAAGACACACCUCUUGGGACAGUAAUUGCUCUUUUCUACCUGCAAGACAGAGAUUCUGGAAAGAAUGGUGAGGUGACCUGCACCAUUCCAGAAAAUCUACCUUUUAAAUUAGAAAAUUCAAUAGAUAAUUAUUAUAGAUUGGUCACAACCAAAAAUUUGGACCGGGAAACACUUUCUAUGUAUAAUGUCACACUCAAGGCCACAGAUGGUGGAACUCCUCCCCUGUCAAGGGAAACUCACAUCUCCGUGCAGGUGACAGACACCAAUGACAACCCACCCACCUUCCCCCACUCCUCCUACUCAGUCUACAUUCCUGAGAACAACCCCAGAGGGGCCUCCAUUUUCUUGGUGACUGCACAGGACCACGACAGCGAGGAGAAUGCCCAGGUCACUUAUUCCUUGGCUGAAGACACGAUCCAGGGGGCACCAGUGUCCUCAUAUGUCUCCAUAAACUCUGACACUGGAGUCCUGUAUGCACUGCAAUCCUUUGACUAUGAGCAGUUGAGAGAACUACAACUGAGAGUGACAGCACGUGACAGCGGGGACCCACCUCUCUGCAGCAACACGUCACUGAGCCUAUUCGUGCUGGACCAGAACGACAAUACGCCCGAGAUCCUGUACCCCGCUCUCCCCACAGAUGGUUCCACCGGAGUGGAGCUGGCGCCCCGCUCCGCAGAGCCCGGCUACCUGGUGACCAAGGUGGUGGCGGUGGACAGAGACUCGGGCCAGAACGCCUGGCUGUCCUAUCGCCUGCUCAAGGCCAGCGAGCCUGGACUCUUCACAGUGGGGCUGCACACGGGCGAGGUGCGCACGGCGCGGGCCCUGCUGGACAGAGACGCGCUCAAGCAGAGCCUCGUGGUGGCCGUCCAGGACCACGGCCAGCCCCCUCUCUCGGCCACUGUCACGCUCACCGUGGCCGUGGCCGACAGCAUCCCCGAAGUCUUGGCCGAUCUGGGCAGCCUUGAGCCCUCCGACGGUCCUUACAACUCAGACCUCACGCUGUACCUGGUGGUGGCGGUGGCCGCGGUUUCCUGCGUCUUCUUGGCCUUCGUGAUCGUGCUGCUGGCGCUCAGGCUACGGCGCUGGCACAAGUCAAGGCUGCUGCAGGCUUCCGAAGGUGGCUUGGCAAGCGUGCCGGGUUCGCACUUUGUGGGCGUGGACGGGGUGCGGGCUUUCCUGCAGACCUAUUCCCACGAGGUCUCCUUCACUGCUGACUCGCGGAAGAGUCACCUGAUCUUCCCCCAGCCCAACUAUGCGGACACACUCAUCAGCCAGGAGAGCUGUGGGAAAAACGAUUUGCUAACAUCCUUAGAUUUAAAUGAAUGCAAAGAUGAAGUGCCAAGUAUUCAGGUGAGCCCAGCCCUUCCUUUAUUUCCGUGA
Molecule: messenger RNA, 2648 nt
Organism: Saimiri boliviensis boliviensis (Bolivian squirrel monkey)
Lineage: Eukaryota; Metazoa; Chordata; Mammalia; Primates; Cebidae
Source: RefSeq, a predicted model, not a curated record